This is a messenger RNA of Thyridium curvatum, 1389 nucleotides long. RefSeq lists its product as uncharacterized. Lineage: Eukaryota; Fungi; Ascomycota; Sordariomycetes; Thyridiales; Thyridiaceae. The transcript has 2 exons. The record is from RefSeq and is a predicted model, not a curated record. Gene Ontology annotation, molecular function: FAD binding. Gene Ontology annotation, biological process: secondary metabolite biosynthetic process. The coding region runs from base 1 to 1389 and encodes 462 amino acids.
AUGACGAUCGACCCGGAAGGAGAAGCGCCUUUCAAGGUGGCAAUUGUCGGGGCGGGCAUCACCGGGAUAUCACUCGCAAUCGGCCUGCAGGCACGGAACGUCCCCUUCGCGGUCUACGAGCGAGCCAGGAGCUUCCGGGAGGUGGGCGCGGGCAUCGGCCUCAGCGAGAACGCCGAGCGCGCCAUGACGGCCGUGGCCCCGUCCGUCCGCGAGGCGUUCGAGAAGGUCGCGAUGCCCAACGGCGAGGACUACUUCCAGUGGGUCGACGGCUUCAACACCGACAGGCUCAUCUUCAGGCUUCACGUAGGAGACAACGGGUUCCGUGGCUGCCGGCGCUCAGACUUCCUCGAGGAGCUCAUUAAGGUGCUGCCAGAGGGCACAGUGAAGUGGGGAAAGGAGCUCAGGUCGAUAGAGGAAGACUCCCCGGAUGGGCGGACUACAUUGGUCUUCAAGGACGGGACUGAUGCCCGGGCAGAUAUUGUCGUCGGCUGCGAUGGCAUCCGGUCCCGCGUCCGGCAGCUGCUGCUCGGCGAGCAGGAUCCCGCCUCGCACGCCGGCUAUACACACAAGUACUGCUUCCGUUCCUUGGCGCCCAUGGACGAGGCGCUCAAGGCCAUCGGUCCGUACCGCGCCAGCACGCGCUUCAUGUACAACGGCCCCGACGCCCACAUCAUCACGUAUCCUGUGGCCGAGGGUUCCGUGCUCAACAUUGUGGUCUUUGUCACCGACACGAACCCUUGGCAUCCUAAUUCCGAGGGCGAAAGUAAUGCCGAGAAUAGCGGAAACAACAUCACCACUAUUAGUACCGGCGGUCGCAACGUCACGCACACCGGCAAAGGCUCCCGCGAAGGAGCACUGUCCGCUCUCGAGGGCUGGCAUCCGACAGCAAGGGCUAUCGCUGGACUCUUGCCGACGGGCGACAUUGAGAAAUGGGCGGUCUUUGACAUGCUCGACCAUCCGGCGGGGUCGUACGCCCGAGGAACUACAUGCCUUGCGGGAGAUGCGGCCCACGCGGCGGGGCCUCACCUGGGUGCCGGGGCAGGCUUCGGCAUCGAGGAUGCCGUGUUCUUGGCAACGUUGAUCGCACAGGCUGCGGAUGGCGUGAAGGCGGAUGGACCCGAAGGGAAAGGAGAGCUGGGAACAAGGAAGAACGAGUUGGCCUCAGAGGCGCUGCGAGUAUACAGCGAUGUGCGGUAUGAGCGCACGCAAUGGCUUAUCGGAGCAACUCGAGACGCUGUAGCACUUUUUCAAUGGCAGAAAGAUGACAGAGGGGCUGACCACGACAGGUUUGCAAGGGAGAUCACCCGGCUAUUUCAUAAGAUUUGGCAUUAUGACCUCGAUCUCGAAGUAAAGCAGGCCCGGGCGAAGCUCGCUGGACGCUUGACCUGA